This is a messenger RNA of Staurois parvus, 555 nucleotides long. NCBI's taxonomy places the organism in Eukaryota, Metazoa, Chordata, Amphibia, Anura, Ranidae. The record is from the annotation of a GenBank genome assembly.
GUGCAUCCGGCUCCUCCCCUUCAGUCUUGCACAGGUGUGCCGGCUCCUCCCCUUCAGUCUUGCACGGGUGUGCCGGCUCCUCCCCUUCAGUCUUGCACGGGUGUGCCGGCUCCUCCCCUUCAGUCUUGCACGGGUGUGCCGGCUCCUCCCCUUCAGUCUUGCGCAGGUGUGCCGGCUCCUCCCCUUCAGUCUUGCGCGGGUGUGCCGGCUCCUCCCCUUCAGUCUUGCUCUUGCGCGGGCUCCUCCCCUCUAGUCUUGCGCGGGGGUGCCGGGCUCCUCCCCUCUAGUCUUGCGCGGGGGUGCCGGCUCCUCCCCUCUAGUCUUGCGCGGGGGUGCCGGCUCCUCCCCUCUAGUCUUGCGCGGGGGUGCCGGCUCCUCCCCUCCAGUCUUGCGCGGGGGUGCCGGCUCCUCCCCUCCAGUCUUGCGCGGGGGUGCCGGCUCCUCCCCUCCAGUCUUGCACGGGGGUGCCGGCUCCUCCCCUCCAGUCUUGCGCGCGGGCGUGCUGGCUCCUCCCCUCCAGUCUUGCGCGGGUGUGCCGGCUCCUCCCCUUCACUC